AUGCGUCCAACACACGCCGCAGCCGGCCUCGAGCAACUACAGGCUUGUCAAGACAGACAGUCUGUCUCAUCACAGGCUAGCGACCCCUGCCGUGGCCUGCCCAGUUCCGGCAGACAGCCCUUUAGGUUUGGCUCCGACGGCCGUUUUGUCACUAGACCCUGCAGCUGCCUCUAUCCUAUCCCACGUCUUGACCAAGGAGCGGCCUGUUUCCUUUACAUGAUCGGCAUCCCACUUUGUUGUGUCAUUUCGCCCAGCCCGUCCCCGCCUCACUGUCACCAAGAAAGAAGAGGAUCCAGCAUUACGAUGCAGCACAGUCGUUUCACACUCCGAGACGGCCCAAAUGCGAACUGGGCGGUGCCAUGCCACUCCGUCAUGCUCAUCUCCGGAGACAGAGUAAAGGCGGGUUUGGUUGGGGCGGAGCUUUCCGCUGUCAUCUCGUCAAGUAAUGACGCCGCCAAGUGGUUGCCGAACUCGGAAGGCACACGCGCUGAGAGGCGUCACUGA
This is a messenger RNA of Cucurbitaria berberidis CBS 394.84, 504 nucleotides long. RefSeq lists its product as uncharacterized. The record is from RefSeq and is a predicted model, not a curated record. The transcript is spliced from 3 exons. Lineage: Eukaryota; Fungi; Ascomycota; Dothideomycetes; Pleosporales; Cucurbitariaceae. The coding region runs from base 1 to 504 and encodes 167 amino acids.